Exophiala xenobiotica is the source of this 1106-nucleotide messenger RNA. RefSeq lists its product as uncharacterized. The annotation marks the transcript as partial. Lineage: Eukaryota; Fungi; Ascomycota; Eurotiomycetes; Chaetothyriales; Herpotrichiellaceae. Gene Ontology annotation, molecular function: FAD binding; monooxygenase activity. The transcript has 3 exons. Gene Ontology annotation, biological process: secondary metabolite biosynthetic process. The record is from RefSeq and is a predicted model, not a curated record.
CAAUGGAUUUCAUCUCCGCCGAGAAGGAAUAUGGAUCACCAUUUUAUGAUAUGCAUCGCGCCGACUUGCAUAAAGCCCUCUUCGAUCGAGCAACUGAGCUUGGUGCUGAAGUACACGUCAAUUCCUUGGUUACUGACGUCCGAUUUGACACCGUCAAUAACCUGGCAUUCGUGACUACUAAAAGUGGCAAGGUAUGGCAGGCAGAUCUCGUUGUUGGUGCAGACGGACUUCACUCUCGGUGUCGAGCUUUCAUCCUCGGAAAACAAGAUCACCCUCGUCGUACUGGAGAUAUGGCGUACCGACUCUUGUUAGACGGUGAUGAAAUUCGAGCAGACCCUGAAUUGACGCCAAUCGUUGAAAACCGAGCUGUGACUUAUUGGUACGGUCCUGGUGCACAUAUUGUUACAUAUGCACUUCGUCAACGGAAACUUUUGAACAUGGUACUUCUGGUGCCAGAUGACAUGCCAGAGGAUGGCCCAUCGACGUUAGCAGGACAGGUAGACGAGAUGCAGGAUUUGUUCAAAGACUGGGAUCCGAGGAUCGGCAAGCUUCUGUCGAAAUGCAAGUCUGUACUGCGAUGGCGGUUAUCGAUCUGGGAUCCAAUUGAGUCUUGGAUCCACCCCAGUGGAUGCAUGGUGCUCCUUGGUGACUCUGUUCAUGCUACACUGCCAUAUCUCGCCAGUGGAGCCGGAAUGUCGUUCGAGGAUGGAGCAGUACUUGGUCACUGUCUGACAGGAAUCACCAAAUCAGCUAUGAAAGAGCGGCGGAAGGCACUGGAAGUCUACCAGUCUUGUCGUAUGAAACGCACCAAUGCAAUCGUGGAGAAAGGGAAUAUACAGCAGGAUAUAAACCAUUUCGAUGAUGGUCCUGAACAGAUCGAUCGAGAUCAGAAGAUGAAGGCGUUCGCGAAACUAUACGAGCAAGAUCAACGGGGCGAGUCUCUCGAAUGGGGCAACCUGAAGCGAGGAGAAGAUCCUUUGGUCUGGAGAAAAUUUGGUGCUGGAGAGUGGCUGCUAUCGUACCAGCCUAAGGAGGACGUCGAGAAGAGGUGGCAGGAGGUGGGCUUUGCUAGCCAAGAAGGGGCCUCUGAUACAGCCCGGCUAUAG